CAGAGCCGUUUUUCAUCUCUCUCCGGAAUCAGAGAGAGCGUGAGAGAGAAAAGACAGGUGGACUUCCAUUGCUAUAUUUUUCCAUCUGUUUCUGACCCUGGCUCCUCAGCAUGCUGGGUCUGCUGUUAACCACCUGCCUGCUUCUGCAGAGUGCCAUGUCCAGACGAAGCAAUGAACCUAUUUAUCUGGUGACUGUGACCUCCCAAACAGUAGGGGGCAGCACUGAGACACUAUGUGCCCAAGUACAUCUUGUGAAGGAACCCCUGUCUUUUGUGGUUACUCUGGAAAUGGAAGGUUCCAGUGAAACCACUCUCUUGCAGGAAUCAGUCACAACAGAGUUCCAUCGCUGUGUGCAGUUCCAGGUUCCCCCUGUGGUCACUGACACUGUGGUAACCAUUCAUGCUUCUGUCCAGUGGGGGAGAAGGUGUCUGAGCAAGGAAACCAAAAUCCUGAUCAAACCAACAACUUACUUCACCAUUAUCCAAACAGACAAGCCUGUGUACAAACCAGGACAGACAGUCCAGUUCCGCGUCGUCUCUCUGGAUUCCAGUUUAGCGUCUUACAGCCAAGUGUACAGGACUGUGGAAUUGCAGGACGCUGAAAGGAACCGUAUCGCCCAGUGGUUGAACCAGUCGACCACCAGUGGCAUUCUGGACCUGUCCCACCCCACAACCACUGAAGCCAAGCAGGGUGUUUACACCAUCACCACCUGGACUGAGAAGGAUGAAAAAACCACCCACACCUUUGAGAUCAUAGAAUACGUCCUGCCCAAGUUUGAGGUGAACGUCCACCUCCCUGACAUCAUCACUGCUUUGGAUACAGAAGUGACAGUGAAGAUUUGUGGGAAGUACACCUAUGGGAAGCCUGUCCUAGGGACUGUGAAGAUAGUCGUGUGCUGCAGGCCCGAGUCUAACCCUCGGGUUCCAUAUAUGCUUCCUGUUGGCAUCUGCAGGUCUGAGCCUACCACUGCAAAGACUGACAAAACCGGAUGUGCCACACGAGUGAUCAGCAUCACUGACUUUCACUGGGCAAUCCAGGAAUAUAUUGGCAAAUUUAUUGUGGAGAGUGAGAUUGAGGAAGAUGGAACAGGUGUUGUGUUGCAGGGCAGUGGCAGUACGAAGUUUACUCCAAAUUAUGUUUUUCUUGAGUUUCAAGAUGCCCCUUCAACUUUCAAGCGAGGAAUAGACUAUGAGGGAAAGAUCCUUGCAAAAAGAGCAUUGUCCGUCCCUAUGCCCAACGUGUCCAUCUACCUUUACGCGUAUUAUGGAUCCAACUCUGAAUCCAAACCCUUGAUACUGACCACUGACAGCAAGGGUGUGGCCCACUUCUCACUGGACACCAGCUCCUGGGGGUUGGAGUCCGCCUUCCUCGAGGCACGGUCCUCACCAAAGGUGUCGGAGGUUUGGUAUGGUUUCUUUCAAGGAAAUACUGAGACUGUGCAUCAUACAGUUAAAGCAUUUUAUUCAAAAAGCAAGAGCUUUGUGAAGAUCAGGCAGGCAAAAGGGAAGCUCCCAUGUGAUGAGGAUGGUCGGCUCCUGGUGCAGUACAUCAUCCAAGAGCAGGAGCUUAGUGGACAGAAAAACCUGGACUUUUUCUUCCUGGUCCUGUCCAAAGGGAGCAUGGUCCAGCAUGGCCGUUCUACAGUGACAUUGAGUGACGGAGAAGUGAAGAAAGGGGAGCUGUCCUUAACACUGCAGCAGAUGGCAGAGCUGGUCCCUUAUGCCCAGGUGGUGGUGUACACGGUGUUGCCUGUGGGUGAGAUUGUGGCAGACAGCUCUGACUUCCCCAUCCAGUUGUGCUUCAGGAACAAGGUGUCUCUCCAGUUUUCCUCCCCCCAGCAGCUCCCUGGGGAGAAGACGUCUCUGGAGCUGCAGGCCCAGCCGGGGUCUCUGUGCUCCCUGAGGGCCAUCGACCAGAGCGUCCUCCUGAAGAAGCCAGAGGAGGAGCUCAGCGCAAAGGCGGUAUAUGAUAGACUACCUUUCCAGAGGCUGAAUGACUACCCACAACAGGUUCAUGAUUGGGAGGCCCCUCCCUGCCUUUCCAGACCAGAGAGAACCUGGAACCGGAGGAAACGCAGCAUACACUUUAAUCCCUCAGAUGUAAAAGAUGACACUUACAGGAUCUUUAAGGGAGCUGGCAUUAAGGCCUUGACCAACUUAGAAAUGAAAACACCUGUCCCUUGUCAUGACCGAAUGCCACUGGUUGGAGUUGGAUUUUCAAACAGAUUAGGGGGAGGAGGAGUAGGAUUAGGGGGAGUUCCAGGACCACCAGGCAUACCAGUAGUAGCUGCAGCGGUUCCCAACAUGCUAUCACCAGCUGUGCCUUCAGUGACCUCCGUGGAGCCACCCAGAGAAACCAUUCGAACCUUCUUCCCCGAGACGUGGAUCUGGGAGCUGGUACCAGUGGGAGAUUCGGGCUCAGUGAGGGUGGAGCAGACUGUCCCAGACACCAUCACUAAAUGGGUGGCAAACGCAUUCUGCACCUCCUCAGCUGGAUUCGGCCUGGCCGCCAACACGGGCCUCACGGCCUUCCAGCCUUUCUUCCUGAGCCUGACACUGCCGUACUCCAUCAUCCGUGGGGAGGUGUUCACACUGAAGGCCACGGUCUUCAACUACCUCUCCAAAUGCAUCAUGGUGCAGGUCAGUCUGGCGGAAUCGGCGCAGUUCACAGGUCAGCCGUGUGAUGGCUGCCAGUACAGGCGGUGUCUCUGUGGAGAGGAGAGUGACACAUUCAGCUGGGUCCUCACCCCAACCGCUCUGGGUGAGGUGAGCAUUAAAGCCAGUGCAGAGGCCCUGAGUACCGAGGACCUGUGUGGCAAUGAGGUGGUCACUGUGCCUGAGAGGGGACAAAUCGACACUGUGGUCCGAAAGCUGCUGGUGGAGCCUGAGGGCACAGAGCAGACCAUCAGCCACAAUGCCCUGCUGUGCCCUAAAGAGGGCGCUGUGGAGAAGGUCAUUUCUCUUGAGCUGCCAGAAGUCUUUGUGGAGGGCUCUGCCAAGGCCUUUCUCUCAGUACUGGGAGACCUGAUGGGGCGCGCUAUGAGGAACCUGGAUGGCUUGUUGGCCAUGCCGUACGGCUGUGGAGAGCAGAACAUGCUGCGCUUCGCCCCCAACAUCUUCAUCCUCAGAUACCUGGAGAGCACCGGACAACUGACACCGGAGAUCAGGGCCAAAGCCGUCACCUUCCUGGAGAGUGGUUAUCAGCGGGAGCUGAACUACAAGCACAGAGACGGCUCCUACAGUGCCUUUGGACAGAGUGACCCCUCAGGAAACACCUGGCUCACCGCGUUUGUGAUGAAGUCUUUUGGAGGCGCAAGGCCGUACAUCUUUAUUGACCCUGAACAUAUCGCCAGCGCCAAGACAUGGCUCAGCCUUCAGCAGCAGGAGGAUGGCUGCAUCAGGUCUGUGGGGAAACUCUUCCACAAUGAGAUGAAGGGCGGAGUCAGUGAUGAGGUGAUGUUGACCGCCUAUGUCACAGCGGCUCUCCUUGAGCUGGACAGGAAUGUCACAGACCCCAUGGUGCGGAGGAGCCUGUCGUGUCUGAAACUGGCCUCAGAUCAGCUCAACAGCAUCUACGCCACUGCCCUGUUCUCCUACACCUUCUCCCUGGCCGGAGACCAUGAUAUGAAGAUGCGUCUGAUUGGCCAGCUGGACAGAGUGGCCAAGACCACAGGAGAUGGGCGACACUGGGAACACGCUGAGGCUUCUGGGAUAGACUCACUGUCGGUGGAGAUGACCUCCUAUGUUCUUCUGGCCCUCCUCACUGGGCCUCCCCUUACUGGCUUUGACCUCAGCUACUCCUCCACCAUCGUCCGCUGGCUGGCCCAGCAGCAGAACCCCUACGGUGGCUUCUCCUCCACACAGGACACAGUGGUGGCUCUGCAGGCUCUGACGCUGUACGGUGCUGCCACCUUCAGUCCGGGAGGUGCCAGCACAGUGACAGUGGCCUCUACAGGCAGCUAUAAGCAGCAGUUCAGUGUGGAUCAGCACAACAGGCUGCUGUACCAGGAAGAGCAGCUGCAGGAGGUGCCUGGAGUCUACAGCAUCAAGGCAGAGGGCGAGUCCUGUGUGUUUGUGCAGAUCGCUCUGAGCUACAACAUCCCCCCUCCUCCAGACUCCUCCUCCUUCACCAUCACGGCCACAGCAGCAGGGAACUGCAGCAGCACACGGAGGCCGUCCCUGGUGGUGACUGUGGCUGUCAGGUACAACGGCAGGCGGGAAGAGACCAACAUGGUGAUCAUCAGCGUACGCCUCCUGUCUGGAUUUCUCCUGGAUAAGAGCUCUCUCACCCCCCUGCAAGCUGAUCCCGCUGUCAAACGUGUUGAAGAGGAAGAAGGUCAUGUGAUCAUCUAUCUGGAUGAGCUGAAGAGGAUGGAGCCCAAAAUGUAUAAUCUGAUUAUAGUGGAGGAUGUACCAGUGAGGAACUUGAAGCCCGCUGUGGUGAAGGUUUAUGACUACUACAAGAAAAGUGACGAGGCGGUGAGUGAGUACAGCUCCCCCUGUGCCCAGGCUGAUGAGUUUAACCAGCUGUGAAAGGGGUUGGUGGGACCAGCUACAUCACUCUCCCCUCUAUGUGCACUGGUCCAUGGGAAUGGAUUCAACAGGCUCUAAUGAAUAUGUUCCUGAUUGUUCCU
This is a messenger RNA of Megalops cyprinoides (Indo-Pacific tarpon), 4633 nucleotides long. RefSeq names its product alpha-2-macroglobulin-like. The transcript is spliced from 36 exons. Bases 111 to 4532 code for a protein of 1473 amino acids. The record is from RefSeq and is a predicted model, not a curated record. Gene Ontology annotation, cellular component: extracellular region. Gene Ontology annotation, molecular function: endopeptidase inhibitor activity. Lineage: Eukaryota; Metazoa; Chordata; Actinopteri; Elopiformes; Megalopidae.